Symphalangus syndactylus (siamang) is the source of this 2383-nucleotide messenger RNA. Its product is annotated as proline-rich protein 23D1-like. NCBI's taxonomy places the organism in Eukaryota, Metazoa, Chordata, Mammalia, Primates, Hylobatidae. The record is from RefSeq and is a predicted model, not a curated record.
AGAGCCUGAUGCACCUGCCGCUGGCUGGCCACGGCCCCGUCGCUCCACAGCGCAAGUCUUCGGGAGCAGCUUUGGGGCUGACACCGCUCUCUCAAAUUAAGUAAAGGAUCCAGAAACCAAAAAGAAAUCUUUGCAGGACACAGACAAACACUGGCAUUGGCUGACUUGGAGAACCCUGGAAGUUUUCACCAUGAAAGGUUCCCGGCGCCCAAGAAGCCCCAGUGAUUCCUGCACGGAAUCCAAGAGCGAACACGCGGGAGAGAGCGGCUCCAGCAGCACGCAAUCGAAUGCCCCAAAACGCCAGAAAGUGGAGGAGCUGGGUCCUCAGCCAGGUGAGGCAUCUUCUCUUUUUCAUCCUGAGUCUCCUGCUAGGAAGCCUGUGUCCCAUCACAUCAUGAGAUGAGCAGCUGUGCUGUCCAGAGUGUCGGGAGCUUCCUCCUGCAGCUCCGUGGGCGGGUGUCCUGUACCUGGCUUCUUCUGCAUUUGGUCUUUCUCACGGUGGCACCUUUAACCCUCAAGGGCAUCCUGCAUGACAAGGGCUUUCACCUGCACACUCUGCUCUCUCCACAGGUGUAGAACCAGCUCCAGUACAGCCAGGUCCCCACCACCCUGCACAGCAGCCCCUGGAGCUGCCCCAGGGCCCACAGCUUCCCCACAGGAAGCUGAUCAUCGUGGUCCUGGAACCAGGAAUGCUCCUGCACCUGCGGCUGGGAGAGGAGGUCUUGCUGCUGGACCCACAGGGAGCCCUGCGACUCAGCCUCGUCAGUGUGCUCCUCCUGGUGGUCCCUGAGCAAGUCCUGAUGUCCUUGAAGGAUCUCUUGUACCCUGCCCAUGCCCGCUGGCUCCUGUUCACGAGCACAGAGACUGUCUGGGAGAUUGACAUUGAAAAUGGAUCUGUGAGAGCCCAGAGAGCAGAGAAUGUGUGCGUGGCGCCUUCAGUAAAAGAGAGUGAGGCUCCCCAAGGCUUCCUGCCCGUGAUGGGACCCCCGUCAAACCUUGUGCAUGGAAUCGGCCCUUCUUCCCGGCGUGUCCUCUACCUCAAACCUUGCUACAGAGCCGCUGUGCCCCAGGGCUCGUCCCAAAUGCCCAAGCCUAGGCCCUGGAGACAGGCUCUGCCUGAAGAAUUCAACUUGGAUCUCCAUGGCCUGGAGCCCCUGCCCAACUCUGCCCUCAGACCUCUACCUCCCUCACCCAGUCCGGAGCCCACAAUCUGCCACGAGGUUCUAUGGAGGCCAAUGUGCAAGGCCCGAAGACGUCUCUUCUCAGGCUGAUGGGCCGUGAACCCUCAGGCACCAGAUGGCAAUCAGAGAUGCUCUGUUCAGAAUGAAGCACGCCUGCGUUUUCAUGGUGUCUGCCUGCACAGGUGUCUCUGCUCCUCGGAGGAGAGAUGCUGCGCGAGCUGGAGAGGUGGAGAAAUGCUCCGUCCUCUCACCUGAACCUUUGCUCUGCCUCAGAUGCUCUUGAUUUGUAUAAAAGAGCAACCUUGAGAUUGGGGCACAAAAUAUUUGCAAAUCUAUACACGCAAGGACUGCUCAUACCCAGAAUACACGGAGACUUGUCAAUACUCCAAUGGAACAAACAAACGAUUCUGUUCAAAACCCAGCAAGAGACUUGAGCAGACAUUUCCUCAAAGAGGAUGCAAACAAACACUUCAGAAAGUGUUCAGUAUCCCUCCCCGGGGAAAUGUAUGUCAAAUACACCUUGAAAUACAACCGAGAAGCUCUUAGAGAAGCCACCAUGACAAUGCCUGACCGUCCCAAGCGCUGCAGAGCAUGUGGAGAAAGUGGAACGCUCUGACAGUGCCGGUUGAAAUCCAAAUGGGACAACCCGCAGGGAGAAAGAGUUUCAUUGAUUCCUAAUCAAUGCAAUAGGCACUUCUUGGAACCAUCUUUCCCACCCUGAGAUAGUUGUUCUAAAGAAAUUAGAACUCAUGUGGACAAGGUUGAGGGCAGAGGCUUCUAGCACCUGUCCUCACCAUCGCCAAAACAUGGAAGGCACUUUAAUGUCACUCAGCAGUGACUAGAAACAGGAACUGUGACCCAUUCUUUCAAUGGGAUGCAAUUCAGCAAUGAAUGGGCUGGGAUUUUUGUUUGUAAAUUCAGUUCUAAGAAUGAGUAGUGAAUAAGUUGUUGGAACACUUGAAGGUAUGUUUGGACUCUUAGGCUAUGUGAGACUUAUCCCGAGAUUGUAACUCUCAUGAAAUUGACACGCACAUCAAGCCUGUGUGAUCGACAUUCAGUUUCCAAUUGAGGUUUGCUGUAAAACACAUACUAGAUUUUGCAUCAGAUAAUGAAGCCUUGUAGCAUGUAUCUUAUUCAUCACUGCAAUGUAAAUUCUAUUGCUGUUGAUUCUAUCUGUAUUUCUUGGGUUAAAUAAAAAUGUU